AGGACAAACUCUUUUUAAUGUGCAAGUGUACGCUUAACUAUCAAUUUGAGUCAAACUAAAUAGAGUGACGUUUUAAAUUCAAAUCCGAUAACGCUAAAAUAUCUUUGGCGCCAACGCAGGCAAUUAAUAUUCAAGAAAAUAACUUAAGUGAAUAAAAUCGAGCACAUAUAUCAAACCGAAACAAAUGGACACUAAAGCGAAUAAAUUACAUAAAAAGGCAAUACGUGACCAGCAAAAACGCAUGAAACCUGGAGAAUGUCAGAAGUAUGUGCGCCUAGUUUUGGACAACGAGAUACUAUUUAACAGCACUACAGGUCUUGGAAGCCAAUUACUAUCGGAAAUAGAGCAACAUCAACUGAAAUAUGUAGUCCGUAGCUUGCCAGCGAAAAUGUGUAUAUUGUGGGAACGCCAAUCAGGACAACACGAAUUAAAGCCCACAGAUAAUGCAACACAGUCUUUGAGUGCUCAGUGGGACAUGGAGAAUCAAGUUAUCCAGUUCCAGACUGCAGAUGAGCUAAAGAAAAAUACAGCAGUAGAUCAAAUCGCUCAAAAUCUCCGAUCACUUUUUCCCAACGCGAAACCCACGGUAGCGGUAUUGGCCCAGUGCGAUAAAAAUUCAGAUUCAAGUACUCUUACGGCUGCGCUCAUAGACUUACAAGUAAUACACCAAGUAGCAACCUUGGAGAUACCUCCCGUAGCCAGCGAAGUAGCGGCAAUGUUACGUCGUUUCACCAAAGCCAUUGCAGAAGCACCAUACAAGCAACAAAAGUCCGAACAUUUGGACACAUUCAAGAAAUUCCUAGCGAACGAUAAGAAACAAUGUGUACGCGUGGUGGGAACCAGCGGUUUUGGACGUCUGUGGCAACAACACUUGAAUCGCUUACCUUUGGUUACCUUGGAAGUAGCGGAAACUAUAAUCGCUCAAUAUCCAUGCCCAAAGCGACUUUUGGACGCAUACGAACGGGAUGCGAAAGAAGAGAAAAAAAGAAUGGCCGAUUUAAGGAUCAAUCGUGGAGGCCCGCAACCAUUUCAAGCAGAUAGACGCAUUGGAAACGUGCUAAGCGAAAAAUUACAUCUACUAUAUACUAGCAGAGAUCCAAAUGCGAUUAUUUAAUAUUUUUUAAGGUGACACCUGCACUUACACUAUAGAAAAUGACUCAUACACUAACAUAUUUACAUAAGAGAAUUUAGAUAAGUUUUAUAUUUUUCAUUUGUUUAUUUAGUUGCGUUCUUAACGUUAGUCAUAUAUUAACAUUAGGCUUCUCAUAUAUGUACGUACGUAAUUAGUCAUUUGGUCAUUAAUUUUAAUAUGAUUUAAUGUAGUUCCUAAGACUAAAUAUUUUUAAGUAUAAUAAUUAUUAAAUAUAAUACCAUAAUACCGUAAGUUAGAAUAUUAUUUGAUUAUACACAAUUGCUAAUAGUAUUUAUUAAUUAUAAUUAAAAAUCACAUAUUUGCAUAUUCCGUAAUUUUGUUAAAAAUAUUCACUAAUUUUUUGCUAUCCUUGUAGUAUAUAUUUGCUUAAGUAAUUUGACAAAUUGUACAUUGAAAACGCUGUGGCCACGACCGGCUGCCAAUAAAUUUGUGAGAUACUCGUAUUAAUAAUCUUUUGUUUUUGGUAAUUUCUGUCAUCCCUAAGCGAUUGCUCGCGUUCAGUAAAAAUAUAAUAAGCAAUAGAAAUGUAUGUAGUUAUAUAAUUAGGUGUUUAGAAAAAAAACAAAAUAACUGUCUUAUGAAGUGUACAUACACAUAUGCAGACAUUAAUGGAAUAUUAAAAUCUUAGCUAGUUGUUUAACUGUUUUUUUUUUUUUGUCUUGUAUUUCCGGUUUUCUUGCCAAGUUGAUAAUAAUUUGGAGAGAAAGUUUGGGAUGCACAUAAAUUAAAGGACUAGCAAAAUGUUUUAAUCAGCGAAGGGUACCAACUGGCUGCAAGUCUUCCACCUCAGCGAUAGCGAAUUCAUACAUUUCCUGAGGCAUCCUUUAUUUAAACAAAAGCAGAUGGUAGUUUUUCACGAAC
Molecule: messenger RNA, 2014 nt
Organism: Anastrepha obliqua
Lineage: Eukaryota; Metazoa; Arthropoda; Insecta; Diptera; Tephritidae
Gene: mms4
Product: crossover junction endonuclease EME1
Exons: 1
Coding region: 185-1114 (309 amino acids)
Biological process (GO): replication fork processing; double-strand break repair; resolution of meiotic recombination intermediates
Cellular component (GO): Holliday junction resolvase complex; nucleus
Molecular function (GO): nuclease activity; DNA binding
Source: RefSeq, a predicted model, not a curated record